Messenger RNA from Ananas comosus (pineapple), 1502 nucleotides. RefSeq names its product photosynthetic NDH subunit of lumenal location 3, chloroplastic-like. NCBI's taxonomy places the organism in Eukaryota, Viridiplantae, Streptophyta, Magnoliopsida, Poales, Bromeliaceae. The transcript has 2 exons. The record is from RefSeq and is a predicted model, not a curated record. The coding region runs from base 892 to 1254 and encodes 120 amino acids. Gene Ontology annotation, biological process: photosynthetic electron transport chain; photosynthesis. Gene Ontology annotation, cellular component: chloroplast; photosystem II; photosystem II oxygen evolving complex. Gene Ontology annotation, molecular function: calcium ion binding.
UUUUUUUCCCUUAUUUUUUGUGACAAAAUUAGUUUCUUUCUCUGUAUGAUAAAAUGAUUGUCCUUUUUCAAAAUUUAUUGCUCACAAUUAUUAUUCUCUUAUUUCACACACUGAUUUGAAUGAUUGGGUUUCCCACGCCAAGCACACAACACAAUUCCCCUUUGCUGAUUCUUAUUCAAUGCCAUGUUACAUCCACAUGAUUUCUCAUUAGGGGUCUAACAAAGUCAUUUUCACUUACAUAGGUACAUCCCAAAAUUCUAUUUUUUUUAAAAAAAAAAAUAAUCAAGAGUCUGACCAUUUACAAUCUUAUCCAUCAGAGUCUUCUUAUCUGAGAUUCCAACCUGUAACCCUCCGUACCCUAUCCAGGUACCUUUCCUUCAGAAUCAGAGCCUUCUCACUUGAGAUUCGAACUCGUGACCCUCUGUAACAUAUCCAGAUGUCUUACCGUUAUGACAUCGGAUUCGACCAGGUCGUAUCAAUUUGAGAAAGAAAGUCAAAUCAAAUGAUCCCUUCCUCCACAUCCAAGUCUUUUCUGACCUGUUCUUCCAUGAAAUCUCAUGGUUAGCAGUGGCCUAAGCAUGACCACCUCAUGGUUUCUUAAAAUGGUUUUCUAUUUCUUACCUUUUCUUGGUCUCAAAGCUUUGUGUCUAUAUAUGAGGCCCCAGUAAUUCUCACCCUUUUCCUAUUUUGGAUCUUCUACAUUGACCAACAUACCCUUUUUGUAUUGUAUAUCAUUGGUCUUGUGCAUUAGGUGACUUUUCCUGCUUCUUCCCUUGUAUCUUCUUGCACUUAGAAGACCACAUUUAUUAUAAUGUGUAAUCAGUUUACUUCUUACUAUACUCUUGAGUUGUUGUUCUUUACCUUUGUGGACCAAAGAAAGAAAGGAGGCCAAUGGAGGGAAAGGAAUGGGAGGGCUGCGUCUGUCGGAUGAGGAAGUGUGUUUCGGAGCUUCUGUCGAUGGAGGAGGAUUUGAUCGACGAUGACGACGAGGAGAGCGAGGAUUCGUGGGAUAUCAUCGGAAGAGACCUUCGACUCAAGGCCGCGUUCUUGUAUUGUGAUCUCAGCAGGGUGAUCGCGAGUGCGAGAGACGAGCACAAGAUGGCUCUCACUGAUCUUGGCAACAAGCUCUUCCACUUCAUGGAAGAGCUGGACCACGCGGUGAAGAGUCGAAGCGUAUCUCUGACGCAGAUCUGCUACAGCGACACAACUCGUGCUCUGAAAGAAUUGGUGUCUGCUCUCCAAUCUUCUUAUUAGCUUGGUUGUUUCAGUAUUAGUCACACAUGCAUUGCAAUUAGAUGGAAGAAGAAGAAGAAGAAGAAGAAGAAGAAGAAGAGAAAAGAGCAAAAUGGGCAGUUAGCUUUAUGAUUUUUUUGAAAGGAAAGCUGUGUUGAUACUUGAGAGGAAUGAGCAGCAGCACAUGGAAGAUGUAAAUAUUAGCUUACAAGGGCCUAAACUUGAAAGAAAAGAUGGAAAUUUUGUGAAGUGCUUAUGGUUCACAAUAU